Perca fluviatilis (European perch) is the source of this 373-nucleotide messenger RNA. Its product is annotated as progonadoliberin-1-like. Gene Ontology annotation, molecular function: hormone activity. The transcript is spliced from 4 exons. The coding region runs from base 40 to 324 and encodes 94 amino acids. The record is from RefSeq and is a predicted model, not a curated record. Gene Ontology annotation, cellular component: extracellular region. Gene Ontology annotation, biological process: multicellular organism development. Lineage: Eukaryota; Metazoa; Chordata; Actinopteri; Perciformes; Percidae.
AACAAAUCACAGGAACCUGCCCGACUUCUACACAGAAGAAUGGCUACAAGAACCUUGGCAGUGUGGCUGCUGCUUGUGGCGGCAGAAUGGCCGCAGGGCUGCUGUCAGCACUGGUCAUAUGGACUGAGCCCGGGAGGGAAGAGGGAUCUGGACAGCCUUUCAGACACACUGGCCAAUCUAGUUGAGGGGUUUCCACACGUGGACACACCCUGCAGUGUUCUGGCUUGUGCAGAGGAAUCACCCUUCGUCAAGAUGUACCGAGCCAAAGGAUUUCUUGCCAGUGUCACAGACAGGGAAAAUGGACACAGAACAUAUAAGAAAUGAUGAUUAUUUGAUUCUACAAUAAAUUAUUACAUUGGCAUGUCACUAUAAA